Gracilinanus agilis (Agile Gracile Mouse Opossum) is the source of this 1663-nucleotide messenger RNA. RefSeq names its product epithelial cell adhesion molecule (gene EPCAM). Bases 247 to 1188 code for a protein of 313 amino acids. Lineage: Eukaryota; Metazoa; Chordata; Mammalia; Didelphimorphia; Didelphidae. The transcript is spliced from 9 exons. Gene Ontology annotation, cellular component: bicellular tight junction; membrane. The record is from RefSeq and is a predicted model, not a curated record. Gene Ontology annotation, molecular function: cadherin binding involved in cell-cell adhesion.
AUGCGGCCCGCGCCACUCUCCCCAGAGUUUCUCUGCCCCUUCAAGAGACGGGCUCACUUCUUGUAGUCUUCGAGCCCAGGGCCAGGGGACCCUCUUACUUUGCCCCUCCCAACCCCGGGGGGCGCGAGAUCCUCCCACUCCUCCCAGCCAGAUCUUCCGAGGGUCCCAGCGCGCGCGGGACUCCCUUUGCGUCUUUAUUAUCCGGAGAAGCUCUGCGCCCUUUUUGCUCCCUCCGAAGUGCGCACCAUGGCUCUCCCCCCAGCUCUCGCGCUCGGGCUGCUGCUCGCCGCCGCGGCCGUGGCGGUGAGCUCGGCUCAGGAAGGUUGUUACUGUGAAACAAACAAGCUAACAAACUGUACAGAAAUACCACCUAAUGGUUGCCAGUGUCAUGCUUUUGGUUCAUCACAUUUAAUCACCUGUUCAAAAAUCACUUCAAAAUGUUUGGUAAUGAAGGCAGAAAUGAUUCGUAAAAAGAUGAUAGGGCGGAGACUUAAACCAGAAGGAGCUAUUCAAGAUAAUGAUGGAAUAUAUGAUCCUGAUUGUGAUGGACAAGGUCACUUCAAACCUCGGCAAUGUAAUGGAACUGCUCUUUGCUGGUGUGUGAAUACAGCUGGAGUACGAAGAACAGAUAAAGAAACUGAAAUAGUCUGUAAUGAGCUAGUAAAAACAUACUGGAUCAUCAUUGAACUAAAACAUAAAGCAAGAGAAAAACCUUUCAAUACAACUAUCUUAGAAAAUACCCUCAAAGAGGAAUUUCAUCGUCGCUAUCAACUGAACAAGAAAUACUUCCAAAAUGUUUUGUAUGAGAAUGAUUUUAUCACUAUUCACCUGAAGCAAAAUAGUAGCCAGAAAAGCUCAGGCGAUGUGGACAUUGCUGAUGUGGCUUAUUAUUUUGAGAAAGAUAUAAAAGGUGAAAAUCUCUUUUAUUCCACUGAGAUAAAUCUUGAUAUAAAUGGCGAAAAGCUUGAUCUGGAUCCUGCUCAAACUUUAAUAUAUUAUGUUGAUGAAAAGGCACCUGAAUUUUCAAUGCAAGGACUAACAGCUGGUGUUAUUGCUGUCAUUGUAGUUGUAGUUCUGGCACUUGUUGCUGGAAUUGUUGUGCUGAUUGUGUCCAGGAAGAAAAGGAGGACAAAAUAUGAGAAAGCUGAAAUAAAAGAGAUGGGUGAAAUGCACAGAGAACUCUCAUAACUAUCAAAAUAUGAAGACAAGAAGAGAAAAAAUAGAAAUUUUGAUACUAUACAUGUGGACAUAGAAGAAAAAAAGCAGUACUAGAUUAAUAUCUUGUUAGGAACCGCUAUAAGCUAGGUUUUAAAAUAGGAGAAUGAGUAAAAUUGGUAAGAAGCAGGAUUUACUUAGUACUCAAGUUUAUGAGUAACUUGAAAAUUUUGGCAAUUCCUAUCUCAAAAGGUUGGACCACAACAAAUUAUUCAAAUACACAUUUUCUUAGACAAAAACUAGACUAUUGGUUUAAGCAAGUGCUUAUAUGACAUAAAAAUUCAGGCUUUAGAUGUAUUCCACGAUACUGUGUGAAUCUCACAUUUUUACUUGUAAAUGAAAGUUAGCUUUCUGUAAUGUUUUUUGUUUGUCUUGUACAUAUUUUUUGUCUUGAAUUUCCUUAAACUUUUUUAUGAACUAUGAAAUAAACAAGUUGUUCAAAAUAUAA